Molecule: messenger RNA, 2187 nt
Organism: Aegilops tauschii subsp. strangulata
Lineage: Eukaryota; Viridiplantae; Streptophyta; Magnoliopsida; Poales; Poaceae
Source: RefSeq, a predicted model, not a curated record
AUGGAGGACGUGGUCGCCGAUGCAGAAUACAAAGCAAGUGGACGACAACCACAGCUGAAUGAUAGGUUUUCACAUCGUUUUUUUGUUCUAAAUGUUCGAAAUAAUUGGAUGGCAGCCUUCGGCGCACCAAUGUCCGCGGACUGCCUCACCCUCUGUCCACGGAUGGAUGGCGAAGCAAAUUUGCAGGCUUUUAAUAUAUUAAAGAAGAUUCCGGAUGACACGAGAAGAAAGCUAGCUGCACGGGGAUAUAUUGCUCAAUCUGGAUAUGUGAUGAAAUAUCUCCCAGUACCGCCUAACUGCCUCUAUAAUCCAGAAUUCACAGAUGGGCAAAGCCUCAAGUCCAAUGCCAUCUCUAUAUCUUUGUUUGGAAAGAUACUUGAAAAGAUAGAGAAGACAAAAGAAUCAGCAUCUGGUUCCCCAAACUUUGAAUCAUAUGACACUGAAUCAACUGAGCUACAAUUUUCAAUCGGCCAAUAUAUACAGGCCAGGGGUACUACAAAGGUUCCUCAAGGUGCAAAGAGAUUUGCAGCUAGCACUGAUUCAUCUCAUUCGUCAACAAAAGAAUGGCUUGAGAAGAUGAAGACAUUGUUCAUCAGCAAAGUGUCACCUAGUACUCACAAGCAUUCUCUGCAGGCAUUGAAUUCACAGUCUGCAAAAAUUGAAGCAUUGGAGCUUUUCAGCGUGGAGAAGCAACUGUCUAGUUCACACAGCGGGAGACUAAACCUCCAGCUAACUAACGACAGCUUGCUAGCUCUGAAACUCAUGUCUUCAAGAACCAUGUUAAGCAAAGAAUCAGCAAACCAGCUGGCAAUGCUCCUGUCGCUCUCUCUUAAUGCACCUGCUGUGAUCCAACCAAAGCCAUGCUGCACAAUUACAAAAAUAAUACAAAGUGCGUUGCCGGCAGAAUUGACUUGUGAAGGUGACAGCACUGUCAUAAAACUUGAUCUUGAGAAAGAAUCCGUUCAGGCCUCAUUUUCGGACUUGGUGUCCUCCAUUAUUUGUGUUAAGGGCCCGGGAGAUGCGCUCAAGUUUUUGAAUGCACUGCAGCCCCUUUUCAUGGAGUUCCUACUACUUGAUGGUUUUAGUCUAACUCUGCAAGAUUUUAGUGUACCCAAGCUUCUGUUGGAAGGAGCACAGGAGUGUAUUAAAGAACAGUCUUCUGUAUUUGAGCAGUCAAGAAGGUGCUUCAAAAGCCACUCUGUUGACUAUAAUCUCAAGAACAUCAAAGAGAAAAUUUCAAAUUUUGUCGUGAAAUCAUCUCGUCUUGGUCUUCUGGUUGACCCAAAGAGUGACCCUUCAAUGUCAAAAGUAGUUCAGCAGCUUGGUUUUGUUGGUCUGCAGCUGUACCAUGAGGGGAAGUUGUACUCAGGUCGUCUGGUGGAGUCUUGUUUCUCAAAUUUUGUUAAUAGACACCCACCAAUUGGAGAAGGAAUUCAACAUGCUCCAGAGGCUUAUGGUCUUGUGCAAAGUUCAUAUUUCCAUGGUCUUAAUCCUUACGAGGAGCUAGUACAUGCUAUAUCUACAAGAGAAACUAUUGUCCGCUCCUCAAGAGGUUUGCCAGAAGCAGGAACUCUGUUCAAGGGUCUAAUGGCCAUCUUGCGAGAUGUAGUUGUAUGCUAUGAUGGAACUGUGAGAAACAUCUGCAGCAAUUCAAUCAUGCAACUUAAAUACAAAGAAGAUCCAAGUGCUAUAACUCCUGGAGAACCGGUUGGUGCCUUAGCUGCCACUGCUAUCUCCAACCCUGCUUAUAAGUCUGUCUUGGAUGCUUCUCAGAGUAAUAAUACUUCAUGGGAGUUGAUGAAGGAAAUACUACAGACAAAAGUUAGCUAUAAAAAUGAUGCGAAAAAUCGAAAAGUUAUCCUGUUUCUGAAUGACUGCUCUUGUCCCAAGAAAUUUUGCAAAGAGAAGGCAGCUAUUGCAGUGCAGGGUUGCCUAAAGAGAGUCACAUUAGAGGAUUGUACCACUGAUAUCUGCAUCGAGUAUCAGAAACAAGUUAGUUUGAAGGGAACUUCAGAAGCCACCCCAGCAUUUGUUGGCCAUAUUCAUCUUGAAAAGGAACAUUUAGAACAGAUAAACGUUAGCACUGAUGAUAUUCUUUGGAAAUGCCAAGAAGUUUCUGGGAAACAUGGGAAUAAGAAAGGAACUCUUGGUCUGCUGUUUAAAAAGAUUAGUUUCUCUACUUGGUAA